Molecule: messenger RNA, 1113 nt
Organism: Python bivittatus (Burmese python)
Lineage: Eukaryota; Metazoa; Chordata; Lepidosauria; Squamata; Pythonidae
Source: RefSeq, a predicted model, not a curated record
CAUCCUCUAAUAAGGCGGCAAGAAACUGAGGGAAACGAAAGUUUGCUGGGGAUUCUUCUUUCAGCUGGCUGUGCCUGCCGUUUGGAGCAGAGCAGUCUAUGAGGAAAGGGGUUUUUUAAUAGCACGGUGCUGCUCUUGACCCUGUGGAUUCGUUUUGGAUCUCGGCUGAGGCUGUAAAAAAACCUCAUCCUGGGUCGCCGAUCACGCAAGAAGGGCAUUAAACGCCCUAAAUAUUAUCGCACUCAAAAUGCAUCAAAGAAUUUCCACAGUAAUUCUGGAGAAGACUUGGCUCCUGCUUCGAGUGCGCAUAACAAGAGGGAUGCAGAAAAGACUUCGAUGGUAGAGAAGGAACCUGAGGGAAAACCAAGGAUGGAGAGCUCCCUUUUGUUGGGAUCACUUGCUGAUGAACAGCCAUCGAGCGAACAAACACAUGGAGGGUCUGAAGAGUCUCCAUCAGGAAGUCUUGGGAAGGGCACCUCAGCCUCCCAAAAGCGAAAGAACAAGAAAAAGAACAAGAACAAGACUCUUCCAGAUAGUGAAUUGCAUAAUGCCUUGUCAAGCUUAAGUUCAGCACCAUCCAGUCUUGAAUGUUCACUUACACCAAAUACGGCUGAUGUGAAAAUCCCAUUAGAAGAAAGUCAACACUCAGAAGAGACUACAUCCACAUCAGAUGAAAGUCUAACACAUCCUGUUUCUAAGGAAGACAUGGACAACAGAACUUCAGAUCACAAUAUUAAUGUUACACCUUCUGAGGACGAAAGUACAGGAUCAAGUACUGAAUAUCAAAACUCUGGAAUGAAGAGAUCUUUGCCUGAAUCUGAAGUGAGACACAGCAAUACAACAGAAGUUAUAGAAGAGCCCAAGCGACAAAAGAGUGCUUCUGGUUCAAAAAAAGCAAAGUUAGAGGCAGCCGUGGGGAAGAAUGUCUCUGAAGAAGGAGAAAAAACAUGCACUCCCGUAGAAGAGUCUGGGGAGGAAAAGAGGGGUUCUGCUACUGCUGGAAAUCAAAGGCAGCAGUCAGGAAAGAAGGCCGGCAUGCAGGAGAUAACCCAUGAAGUCCCUGGUGUCAAACAAAGGAAUGAAGUGGAAGUUUCAGGUUUAGUAGAACUGUAA